This is a messenger RNA of Podospora anserina S mat+, 1062 nucleotides long. RefSeq lists its product as uncharacterized. Gene Ontology annotation, biological process: protein phosphorylation; intracellular signal transduction. The record is from RefSeq and is a predicted model, not a curated record. Gene Ontology annotation, molecular function: MAP kinase activity; ATP binding. The transcript has 4 exons. Lineage: Eukaryota; Fungi; Ascomycota; Sordariomycetes; Sordariales; Podosporaceae. Gene Ontology annotation, cellular component: nucleus; cytoplasm. The coding region runs from base 1 to 1062 and encodes 353 amino acids.
AUGAGUAACGCACAAGCUCGGGGCGGUGCCCGGAAGAUUUCCUUCAAUGUCAGCGAGCAGUACGACAUCCAGGAUGUUGUUGGCGAAGGUGCCUAUGGUGUGGUUUGCUCUGCCAUCCACAAGCCCUCAGGCCAAAAGGUUGCCAUCAAGAAGAUCACGCCCUUUGAUCACUCCAUGUUCUGCCUGCGGACAUUGCGUGAAAUGAAGCUCCUCCGGUACUUCAACCAUGAGAACAUCAUCUCCAUUCUCGAUAUUCAGAAGCCUAGAAGCUACGAAUCAUUUAAUGAGGUCUACCUCAUCCAGGAGCUGAUGGAGACUGAUAUGCACCGCGUCAUCCGCACACAGGAGCUCUCGGACGAUCAUUGCCAGUACUUCAUCUACCAGACGCUGCGUGCCCUCAAGGCCAUGCACUCUGCCAACGUUCUCCACCGCGAUUUGAAGCCUUCCAACUUGCUUCUCAAUGCCAACUGCGAUCUCAAAGUGUGCGAUUUCGGUCUGGCUCGUUCGGCGGCGUCACAGGAGGACAACUCGGGUUUCAUGACAGAAUACGUUGCCACCCGUUGGUACCGUGCGCCCGAGAUCAUGUUGACCUUCAAAGAGUACACCAAGGCUAUUGACGUCUGGUCGGUGGGCUGCAUUCUCGCCGAGAUGCUCAGCGGCAAGCCCCUGUUCCCAGGCAAGGACUACCACCACCAGCUUACCCUCAUCCUCGACGUCCUCGGCACGCCAACAAUGGAGGAUUAUUAUGGCAUCAAGUCCAGACGCGCGCGCGAGUACAUCCGAUCGCUUCCCUUCAAGAAGAAGGUGCCCUUCCGCACGCUCUUCCCCAACACGUCCGACAUGGCUCUCGACCUCCUCGAGAAGCUGUUGGCCUUCAACCCCGUCAAGCGCAUCACCGUCGAGGAGGCGCUCAAGCACCCAUACCUCGAGCCGUACCACGACCCCGAGGACGAGCCGACCGCGCCGCCAAUCCCCGAGGAGUUCUUUGACUUUGACAAGCACAAGGACAACCUGAGCAAGGAGCAGUUGAAGCAGCUGAUUUACCAGGAGAUUAUGAGGUAA